Molecule: messenger RNA, 1491 nt
Organism: Anolis sagrei ordinatus
Lineage: Eukaryota; Metazoa; Chordata; Lepidosauria; Squamata; Anolidae
Gene: MAPK13
Product: mitogen-activated protein kinase 13
Biological process (GO): protein phosphorylation; intracellular signal transduction
Cellular component (GO): nucleus; cytoplasm
Molecular function (GO): MAP kinase activity; ATP binding
Source: RefSeq, a predicted model, not a curated record
GCAGAGGGAGGAGGGAUGUGUGUCACUGAACACAAGGCAGCUGGAGAGGAAACCAACAACUACUGACUUUCCUAGGGAAAACUGAGUUGCGGGGGAGUGGAUUGAGUCCUGAUUCCUUCUGGAGCCCUGGGUGCUGGAGAGGUCAACUCCAGACACACCAGAACAUGAGCUUCUCCAGGAGAAGGGGCUUCUACAAGCAGGAAGUAAACAAGAUCGUCUGGGAACUUCCUAGGCGAUACACUUCCAUUGUCUCUGUGGGAUCUGGAGCUUAUGGAUCGGUCUGUUCAUCAAUAGACAAGAAAACAGGGGAGAAAGUGGCUAUCAAGAAGCUCUGCCGCCCAUUUCAGUCGGAGAUCUUUGCUAAGCGAGCCUAUCGAGAACUCACACUGCUGAAGCACAUGCAACAUGAGAAUGUCAUUGGGUUACUUGAUGUUUUCACAUCAGCUACUUCCUUCGAAGGAUUCCAGGAUUUCUAUUUGGUGAUGCCUUACAUGCGAACAGAUUUACAGAAGAUAAUGGGACAUCAGUUCAGUGAGGAAAAGAUCCAGUACCUGAUUUACCAGGUGUUGAAAGGUCUGAAGUAUAUUCAUUCUGCUGGAAUCAUUCACAGGGAUUUAAAGCCUGGCAAUUUAGCAGUGAAUGAGGACUGUGAACUAAAGAUCUUGGACUUUGGCCUGGCAAGGCAUACAGAUACCGAGAUGACUGGUUAUGUGGUGACUCGUUGGUACAGAGCACCGGAAGUAAUUCUCAAUUGGAUGCAUUACAAUCAGACUGUGGACAUCUGGUCGGUUGGCUGCAUCAUGGCAGAAAUGCUGACAGGAAAAACUCUGUUUAAGGGGAAAGACUAUCUUGAUCAGCUGACUCUGAUAUUGAAAGUAACAGGGAGCCCUGGAGAGGAAUUUAUACAGAAACUAGAAGACAAAGCAGCCAAAAGCUACAUACAGACAAUGCCCAAGAUUCCCAAAAUGGAUUUGUCCCGACUUUUCCCCAGAGCCAGUCCUCUCGCAGUGGACCUGCUUGACAAAAUGUUGCAGCUGGAUGUGGAGAAGCGUCUUACAGCCACACAAGCUCUGGCUCAUCCAUAUUUUGAACCGUUUAGAGAUGUUGAGGAAGAGACAGAGGCACAUCAUUCCUAUGAUGACUCCAUUGGGGCACAAAAACUUUCAAUCAAUGAAUGGAGAAGGCAUAUUUACAAUGAAAUACUAACAUUCAGUCCAAUUGCACGGAAAGACUCCAAGAGGAAGAGUGGUAUGACGCUGUAAACUUUGGCAUAUUCCAUUCUGGACCACCUUUUCCACUAAGUAACAAACAGUAGUGUUUGACUCCAACAAGAAGUAAAUAGUAACCGGCAUGAAAAGGUCUAUGUACAUAGAAUAAAAGGACACUGGAUAUAUAAGGAAGUUCAACCUUCGUAUGAAGCUGAAGUUGUUAAAGUAACAUCUUUUGGUGCCAAAAAUUGAUAUGCUUCUCAUUAAAAACCUUUAUGAUAAA